AUGACAACAAUGAACAAUUGCUAUGAAUAUCAAAUGCUGAAAUGUGAUGCUGAUUAUGUUUCCAUGUAUUAUAUUUUCGGUAAUUUCUAUAAUUGUAAUGUUCAGGAUUAUCUUAAAGGCGAUACUCGCAAAAAAGCACUCGUACAGAUUACGGACUUGAAAGCCAUUGAGAAUCGACAGUGUGAUGAAGGCAACUUAGUUCAUUAUCGUAUAACUAUAGCUGAUGCAACAUCAACCUGCUCAUCCUGUAUUCUGAAUACGGAUUUAAAUCAUUUAGUUGAAUCAGCCUUAAUAAAAGCCAACACAUUGAUUUAUAUCAAAGACAUAGCUCUUGAUAUGGUUGAUGAUAAUACAAAUAGAUCCAUGCUAAUUAUCAACGAUGUUGAUAUCGUUCAGACCAAUUCUGGCACAAUUGAUCAUAAUUCUAGAAAUGCUGAACUGUAUCAACAAUCAAACGUUCAAAUGACGUCGCAUGUUUUACAGUCACUGUCAACAAUCAACCGAAAUAUUGUUCAACCAAAAUCUUCAUCUACGAAUUAUUUUGAUGCUAAGCGUCAUAAUGAUGAGUCCAUAUUGAAACCAUCUGAUCAUGCAAUGCCUAUAGCAAUUGCUCAAAUUAAUCAAUAUAAUAACGGAUGGUCAAUCAAGGGUAUCGUUACGAAUAAAAGCAAUGUUCACCAUUACAAAAACUCUCGUGGUGAAGGUACAUUAUUUUCAUUUGAUCUACAGGAUAGUACAGGUGAAAUCCAAAUCACAGCAUUCAACAAUGAGUGUAGUCGAUUAUUUUCCAUCAUCGAAAUAGGGCAGGUCUAUGUUUUGGCAAAUGCUAGUGUAAAACCGGCAAAUCAGCAAUACAACAAAUUGUCGUCAAUCUAUGAAAUCAUUGCCACAUCACAGACUAGUGUCAGUCAUACCUCUAUUGAUGACUUCAUUCAUGUUCCGAUAUCAAAAUAUAAUUUUAUCCGACUCAAUGAAAUUGCUAUGCAACAGUCGGAUGCUUAUUUAGACGUCAUCGGUAUAGUUAAUCUUGUCUGUGAUCCAACUAUGGUUACCAAUAAAACCCAUAAAAAAUCUUAUGCUACACGGAUCAUAAGUAUUUUAGAUGAAACAGGUUCAAUAUCUGUUACUCUUUGGCAAGAUCAUGCAAGAGAUUUCAAUGAUAAAAGCAAUCCUGUUAUUGCUUUUAAGGCUAUUAAAGUACAUGAUUUUAAUGGCUGUCGAAGUCUUUCGACUACAUCAAAAACAAAUCUUAAAAUUAACCCACUUGAUACAGAAAGAACCGAACACCUAAAACGAUGGUUCCAUGAACAACAUCCAGACACGAGAAAAAUUGCAACUUCAAACAUCAUACAAGUAUCUACUCAGCAAGCAUCAAUUAAAACAUUUACCGAAGCUAUAAUUGAAUAUGUUUCGAAUCAAUCGAAAACUAUUUACUUUUCUAUCAAAGGUAUAUGCACAGAAGUCGACAAGCACUCUUUCAUUUAUAAGAUGUGUCCUGUUGAUACUUGCACCAAGAAAGUAAUUGAAAUCAGCGAUACUCAAUAUCGUUGUGUUAAAUGUGAUAAAACAUAUGAUGUUUUUAAAUGGGGCUAUAAGACAACGAUACAAGUCACUGAUAAUUCCAUUACACAACCUGUUAUUAUUUUCAAUAAACAGGCUGAAGCACUUUUUGGCAUACCAGCAGCGGAAAUGCUCACUCAUAUGAUGAAUGUAAAUCAUUGGUAUUGA
Messenger RNA from Rotaria socialis, 1728 nucleotides. Lineage: Eukaryota; Metazoa; Rotifera; Eurotatoria; Philodinida; Philodinidae. The record is from the annotation of a GenBank genome assembly.